This is a messenger RNA of Peromyscus californicus insignis, 6634 nucleotides long. It is a transcript of the gene Gli2, whose product is annotated as GLI family zinc finger 2. Gene Ontology annotation, biological process: smoothened signaling pathway; regulation of transcription by RNA polymerase II. The record is from RefSeq and is a predicted model, not a curated record. Gene Ontology annotation, cellular component: nucleus. Gene Ontology annotation, molecular function: RNA polymerase II cis-regulatory region sequence-specific DNA binding; DNA-binding transcription factor activity, RNA polymerase II-specific. NCBI's taxonomy places the organism in Eukaryota, Metazoa, Chordata, Mammalia, Rodentia, Cricetidae. The transcript is spliced from 14 exons. Bases 403 to 5052 code for a protein of 1549 amino acids.
CGUUCGCCAGCCGAGGCAGCACGGCUCCGCGGACUUUUUUUCAAACUCCUCUCAUCAAUGAGACUUCUAGCAGGAGCGGGAGGCGGCGGCGGCUACAGAGGACGCGGAGGAAGGCGAGGAGGAGCCAGGGGAAGGAGCGUGGGCCGCGCGUCGCAUCGCAGCCGCCCAGAGCUGCUGGCUCCGCGUCCUUAGGGACUGCCGGGGUCCCCCGCCCGCCUUGGUACCCUCCUCUGCCUGCUCAGCCCCGCCCCGGCGGCCUGAGCCCCGGCACUCAGCAGCCCCGCGCCAGCCAAGUUGGGAUGGGGCCCUGCAACCACUGCCCGGCGCCCGAGAGGCCACCUGCGUGCUAGAGGCAAACUUUUGUCUCCUCGGGUCUACCACCCAAGAGUAUGAGCCGCUGAGAUGGAGACAUCUGUCCCAGCCCCUGCAGUGGAGAAGAAAGAAGCCAAGAGCGGCCUCUUGGAGGACGGCAGCUUCCUGGAUCCAGGGAAAAAGGCUUGUCCUCUGGCGGUGGCCGCAGCAGCGGCAGCUGUAGCUGCCCAAGGAGUUCCUCAGCAGCUCCUGCCGCCUUUCCACGCGCCUUUGCCGAUUGACAUGCGGCACCAGGAGGGACGGUACCAUUACGAUCCGCACUCAGUCCAUGGUGUACACGGGCCUCCCACCCUGAGCGGCAGCCCUGUCAUCUCAGAUAUCUCCUUGAUCCGACUUUCUCCACACCCUGCCGGCCCCGGGGAAUCCCCCUUCAGUGCGCACCACCCUUACGUGAACCCCCAUAUGGAGCACUACCUCCGGUCUGUACACAGCAGCCCCACACUCUCAAUGAUCUCUGCAGCCAGGGGCCUCAGCCCUGCUGAUGUGGCCCACGAGCAUCUGAAAGAGAGAGGGCUAUUUGGUCUUGCUGCCCCAGCUCCCAAUCCUUCAGACUAUUACCACCAGAUGACCCUCAUGGCAAGCCACCCGACACCUUAUGGGGACCUGCUAAUGCAGAGUGGGGGUGCUGCCAGCGCACCCCACCUCCAUGACUACCUCAAUCCUGUGGAUGCGUCGCGAUUCUCUAGCCCACGUGUGACCCCCCGCCUGAGCCGCAAGCGGGCGCUCUCCAUCUCCCCACUCUCAGAUGCCAGCCUCGACCUGCAGCGCAUGAUCCGGACCUCUCCCAACUCGCUGGUAGCUUAUAUCAACAACUCCAGGAGCAGCUCAGCAGCCAGCGGCUCCUAUGGACAUCUGUCAGCCGGUGCCCUCAGCCCAGCCUUUACCUUCCCCCACCCCAUCAACCCCGUGGCCUACCAGCAGAUCCUGAGCCAGCAGCGGGGCCUGGGCUCAGCCUUCGGACACACGCCACCCCUGAUCCAGCCUUCACCCACCUUCCUGGCCCAGCAGCCCAUGGCGCUCACCUCCAUCAGCACCAUGCCUACCCAGCUCAGCAGCAACAACAGCAAUUGUCUAAAUGAUGCCAACCAGAACAAACAGAACAGCGAGUCCGCUGUGAGCAGCACCGUGAAUCCCAUCACCAUUCAUAAGCGCAGCAAGGUCAAGACUGAGGCUGAGGGCCUGCGGCCAGCCUCCCCACUGGGACUGACGCAGGAACAGCUGGCCGAUCUCAAGGAAGACCUGGACAGGGACGACUGUAAGCAGGAGGCCGAGGUGGUCAUCUACGAGACCAACUGCCACUGGGCAGACUGCACGAAGGAGUACGACACACAGGAGCAGCUGGUGCAUCAUAUCAACAACGAGCACAUCCACGGGGAGAAGAAGGAGUUCGUGUGCCGCUGGCAGGCCUGCACGAGGGAGCAGAAGCCCUUCAAGGCGCAGUACAUGCUGGUUGUCCACAUGCGCAGGCACACGGGGGAGAAGCCGCACAAGUGCACGUUCGAGGGCUGCUCCAAGGCCUACUCUCGCCUGGAGAACCUGAAGACACACCUGCGGUCCCACACGGGGGAGAAGCCAUACGUGUGUGAACACGAGGGCUGCAACAAGGCCUUCUCCAACGCCUCGGACCGUGCCAAACACCAGAACCGCACUCACUCCAAUGAGAAACCCUACAUCUGCAAGAUCCCAGGCUGCACCAAGAGGUACACAGACCCCAGCUCUCUCCGCAAGCAUGUGAAGACGGUCCAUGGGCCAGAUGCCCAUGUCACCAAGAAGCAACGCAAUGAUGUGCACCUCCGUGCUCCGCUGCUCAAGGAGAAUGGGGACAAUGAGGCCAGCGCUGAGCCAGGUGGCCGGGGAUCUGAGGACGGUGUGGAGGCCAGCAGCACCAGCCACACUGUGGAGGACUGCCUACACAUCAAAGCCAUCAAGACAGAGAGCUCCGGGCUGUGUCAAUCCAGCCCCGGGGCCCAGUCAUCCUGCAGCAGCGAGCCCUCUCCCCUGGGCAGUGCCCCCAACAAUGACAGUGGCGUGGAGAUGCCGGGGACAGGGCCCGGGAGUCUGGGAGACCUGACAGCACUGGAUGACCCAUCUCCAGGAGCUGACACCUCAGCCUUGGCUGCCCCCUCCACUGGCGGCCUGCAGCUGCGCAAACACACGACCACCGUGCAUCGCUUUGAGCAGUUGAAGAGAGAAAAACUCAAGUCACUCAAGGAUUCCUGCUCGUGGGCCGGCCCAGCUCCGCACACCCGCAACACCAAGCUGCCUCCCCUCCCAGCAAAUGGUUCUGUUCUGGAAAGCUUCAGCGGCACUGGGGGCGGUGGGCCAGCGGGGCUGCUGCCCAGCCAGCGGCUGCCAGAGCUGACCGAGGUCACGAUGCUGAGCCAGCUGCAGGAAAGAAGAGACAGCUCCACCAGCACCGUGAGCUCGGCCUACACCGUGAGCCGCCGCUCCUCUGGCAUCUCCCCGUACUUCUCCAGCCGGCGCUCCAGUGAGGCAUCACCUCUGGGGGCCGGCCGCCCGCACAAUGCCAGCUCAGCAGACUCCUAUGACCCCAUCUCCACAGAUGCCUCCCGGCGCUCCAGUGAGGCCAGCCAGUGCAGCGGUGGCGGCCCAGGGCUGCUCAACCUCACGCCUGCGCAGCAGUACAGCCUGCGUGCCAAGUACGCGGCGGCCACGGGCGGACCGCCACCCACCCCACUGCCGGGCCUCGAGCGCGUAAGCCUUCGCACCCGCCUGGCGCUACUGGAUGCUCCCGAACGUGCACUGCCCGGCGCCUGCCCACAUCCACUGGGGCCACGACGUGGCAGCGAUGGUCCUGCCUACAGCCACGGCCACGGCCACGGCCAUGGCUAUGUAGGUGCGGCUCCAGCCUUCCCGCACGAGGGGCCAGGCGGCAACAUGCGCAGGGCCAGCGAUCCGGUGCGGCGACCUGACCCCCUCAUUCUGCCUCGAGUACAGCGUUUCCACAGUACCCACAACAUGAAUCCGGGUUCACUGCCACCCUGCACUGAUCGGCGAGGCCCGCAUCUACAGAGCCACCCUAGUGUGGAUAACAGCCUGACCCGCAGCACCUACUCCCCGAGACCCCCUAGCAUCAGUGAGAACGUGAUGAUGGAGGCCAUGGCUGCUGGAGUAGAUGGCACAGGGCUCGAAUCUGACCUGGGGCUGGUGGAAGAUGAGCUGGUGCUGCCAGAUGAUGUGGUACAGUACAUCAAGGCCCAUACCAGUGGUACCUUGGAUGACAGCACCCGGCAGGGGUAUCCUACAGAAAGCACUGGUUUCCCUGAGAACUCUAAACUGCCCAGUCCUGGGCUGCAAGGCCACCGUAGGCUCGCAGCUGCCGACUCCAAUGUGGGCCCUUCUGCUCCUGGACUGGGGGGCUGCCAGGUGAACUACAGCCCCUCCUCCAACCUCAACAAGAGCAACAUGCCUGUGCAGUGGAAUGAGGUGAGUUCUGGCACCAUGGAUGCCCUGCCCAGUCAGGUGAAGCCACCUCCUUUUCCCCACAGCAACCUGGCUGUGGUUCAGCAGAAGCCAGCCUUUGGCCAGUACUCAGGAUAUAGUCCACAAGCCCUGCAGGCCAGCUCCGGAGGUCUAGACAGCACCCAGCCACACCCACAGCUUCGUGGAGCCCCUUCUGCACUCAGAGGGAGCUACACGCAUCAGCCUCGACAGCCGGCCACAGGUGGCCAGUGCCUGAGUGUGACUGCCGCCGUGAGCCCUCAGGCCAACUACAGCCAAGCCCACCCCCAGCUGAGCCCAAACAUUGUCAGUGGACCCCUGAACCAGUUCUCUCCCUCCUGCGGCAAUAUGGCAGCCAAGCCCAGCCACCUGGGACUCCCACCACAAAUGGAAGUCGUCCCCAAUGCCACCAUGAUGAGUGGCCAUCAACGGGAGCUUGGGAUUGCCAAUUCAUCCCUGGCUGGGGUGUCACAAGCUCAGGCAGUCCUGAGCUAUCCCCAGCAGGAAGGCUACCAACAGGGUCCCAACCUUCUACCAUCCCAUCAGCCUAGUUUCAUGGAGUCCCAGCAGAGCACCGGCUUUGGCCUCAUGCAGCCUCGGCCUCCCCUUGAGCCCAGCACGGCUAGCCGUCACCGUGGAGUACGUGCCGGGCAACAGCAGUUGUAUGCCAGGACCACUGGCCAAACCAUGGUCACAUCGGCCAACCAAGAGACAGCAGAAGCUAUGCCCAAGGGAACAGCUGGGACCAUGGUCUCCCUGGCUUCUCAGCCUUCUCAGGACACAGGGCGGUCACAGGACCAGAACACGCUCUACUACUACGGCCAGAUCCACAUGUAUGAACAGAAUGAAGGCUGCCCAGCCAUGCAGCCCCAGCCACCACAACCACAACCAUGCUCAGACAGUGUCCAGCCUCAGCCUCUGCCUUCACCAGGGGUCAACCAGGUGUCCAGCACUGUGGAUUCCCAGCUCCUGGAGGCCCCCCAGAUUGACUUUGAUGCCAUCAUGGAUGACGGCGAUCACUCAAGUUUGUUCUCCGGUGCACUGAGCCCCACCCUCCUCCACAAUCUCUCCCAGAAUUCCUCACGCCUCACCACACCCCGGAACUCCCUGACACUGCCCUCCAUCCCCGCGGGCAUCAGCAACAUGGCUGUGGGGGACAUGAGCUCCAUGCUCACCAGCCUGGCUGAAGAGAACAAGUUUUUAAAUAUGAUGACCUAAAGGCCCUGGCUCCUGGGGCAGAGCAGACCUGAGCAACCUUAGCUUCUUGGAACGUCAGAGUCUAAGCGCUUCUCUUGGUUGGAAAAAGUGUUAAUCAGGCCUGAGAGGGCUUGGGCCACGGCUGGUGCAGACUCGCAAAUGUUUUAAGAAAAGAUUUAGGGGCACCCUCUUCGCUGUCUGGCCUGUUUUUCGGAACACUCAAAAAGUCUUGUUCAGAAAGAAACUCGUUUACACAAUGCUUGCCAGCCUUUGGUGUUUAUGGGAUUACUCAGUCCUGGCUUCUUGGCCUCUGUCAUUCUUCUAAUGAGAGAGUACACUGGCCAAGGUUUUCUAAGUACAUGCCCAAAGAGGGAAGGGGAACCACGUCUGGGUUUGAAUCUGAGAGCAUGCUGGAUACUCUGCUCUGAGAAGGGUUUGGCUUUCUGCCACCUGCACCGGGUUGCUGCCUCCCCAGGAUUCUUCCGUGAAGCUCGCCAAGGUUGCUUGCCAGAGGAGAAAGGUGCAUCCCCCCCGGGAUACUAUGGACUCUCCUCAAUUACUGCUAGCAUCUCCAUUCCCUUAGGCACAAUAGGACCUGCAGAUUUCCGGAGUGGAAAAGAACUAAUAAAACAUGUAUCACGAGGAAAUAAACUAUGCUACCUGGGGCAAGCCCAGAAACUACCCAGGGGCCUCUCCUGAUCUGUUUACAGUGUUCUGAAGUAUACAGUGGAGCCCCUCCUGGGAAGAACGCUUAUAUCUAAAUUCCUCGGGUUGUUGUGGGCUAGGGAUGGACCAAGGUGAAAGAGGCCUUCCCUGGAAAAAGCAAGUCGCAUGUUUACCCAGUCCUGUUACUCCUGUGCACUACCACCCUCCCGUGGAAAAUUCUAGGGCUCCUCCACACCGUGCUGGGUGGCCAGCUGUCUUCACCUAACCACCGCGUGCAGGCUCAGUACUUUCUGAUCCCCUGACCUCUGCCCUCCUCUCCGGGUUAUUCGGCAUGGACCGAUGACAUGCAUGGUGUUUGUGGGAGGGUGGGAGGGUGAGGGACUGAUUCUUGGACUUCGAGGAACUAUGAGAUGAAUUUUCUUGUUCAGUAUGGCCUGGCCCCAAAUAAGAAAGGGCACGUGGAAACUGACCCCAAAACGAAUCAGUCCAGAGCACGCUGCAGGGUGCACCCACACCUCUUCCCCACCACACACAUGCGCACACCCCAUCUGAAGCUUCUCCCUCUGAAUUUCAUAGAAACUUUGCCAAACCAAACCUCGCCACUCCGAGCUUCCUUCUGGCCAUGACUCUGGCUUCAGUGAGGAACUUCUUAGAGCCUGGACCUUCUGGGUCCGAGGACAGCAAACUUCUCUGUUUACAAUCCAGAGACAAGACCAGCCCCCAAUGGCAGCUCUGGGCCACGCCCGUGGGUCUGUGGCUCCAGUGGUGUGGCCCACUGCCCGACGUAGACCCCAACUUCUCAGUCUCCGUCUGUAUCUCUGCUGUGUAUAGCCAUCACCGUCCCUGAAUACACUGUGGGUGAAUCGUCCAGCCAAAUUUAUAUUGCCAAACAUUUUUAGCUUUUUCUACAUGCUAUAAAUUGAGAUGACAUGCUCAA